CACUGCCACCACCGCCAUGGCUCCAUCCGGGACCGGCAGAUCGUCUUCAUCCUCCGGCCAACGCCGGACGAUCAACCCAUCCAUCGGAGCGACUCGCCGGAGAACAAACGAGAUCUCCGAUCCGGCAAUGGAUCGGCUGCUCAAAUCCGCCAGGACCUCUGGAUCCCUCAACCUCUCCAACCGCGCUCUCAGAGAAGUUCCUGAUGAGGUUUACCAGUGCUUGGAUGCUGUCGGUGAUGGCGAGAAAUGGUGGGAGGCUGUGGAGCUGCAAAAGCUUAUUCUGGCUCACAAUAACAUCGAAGCUCUGAGAGAGGAUCUGAGAAAAUUAUCAUCGUUGGUUGUUCUGAAUAUCAGUCACAAUAAGCUAGCGUGCAUUCCGGCGGCCAUUGGAGAGCUUGCUUUGCUGAAAUCGUUGGAUGUGUCGUUCAACUUGAUAGUGAGUCUUCCUGAAGAAAUUGGUUCAGCUACUUCUCUAGUGAAACUUGACUGCUCAAGCAACCAGCUCAAGGAACUUCCUUGCAGCCUUGGAAGUUGUGUAGAGUUGUCAGAAAUUAAGGCAUCCAACAAUUGCAUACCUGUACUACCAGAAGAACUUGGCAAUUGCUUAAAAUUGAGUAAAUUGGAUGUGGAGGGUAACAAGCUGGCAUUGCUAUCUGAAAAUAUGCUCCGUGCAUGGAUGAUGCUUACUGAACUGAAAGCUGCAAGAAAUUCUCUGACCUGUAUACCUGAUAGCAUAGGAGUUCUUUCACAACUCAUUCGCCUAGACUUCCAUCAAAACAAAAUUUCAUCAGUUCCAUCUUCUAUCAAGGGUUGUUUGGCACUUACUGAAUUUUAUAUGGGAGCCAAUUUACUUUCUUCUCUUCCAGCUGAUUUAAGCGCCCUUUCUCGGUUAGGAACUCUAGACCUUCACUCCAAUCAGUUGAAGGAGUAUCCUGUGGAAGCCUGCAAACUACAUCUCUCUGUCCUUGAUUUGUCAAAUAAUUCAUUGUCUGGCCUGCCUCCUGAGAUUGGCACAAUGACCACCCUAAGAAAGCUCUUGCUUACAGGCAAUCCUCUUCGCACUCUUCGAAGCUCAUUGGUGUCUGGACCUACACCUGCAUUAUUGAAGUAUUUGCGAAGUCGGCUUGCAUCCACUGAAGAAGAAGUGUCCGGAUCUGGCACCAGUCCGAUGAAAGAUGAGGUUAUUACCAUGGCUACUCGGUUGUCAUUGUCUUCAAAGGAGCUAUCUUUAAGUGGGCUAGGACUGACCGAUGUCCCUCCUGCAGUAUGGGACACUGGAGAGGUUGUUAAAGUUGAUCUUUCUAAAAAUUCAAUUGCCGACCUACCAAAUGAGUUUUCUCAGUGUUCCUCUCUUCAGGUUUUGAUUUUGUCUGGUAACAAGAUUAAAGAGUGGCCAGGCACUGUGUUAUCUUCCCUUCCAAAUCUUUCUUGUUUGAAACUGGACAGCAAUCCCCUUUCACAGAUUCCUUCAAAUGGCUUUGAAGCCCUUCGGAAGCUUGAAAUACUGGAUUUAAGUGGCAAUCCUUCUUCUCUUCCAGACCCUCCCUUAUUUUCUGCCUUGCCACAGUUACAGGAACUUUACUUGAGGCGAAUGCAGCUGCAAGAGGUUUCCCCAGGCUUGCUGAGCUUGCACCAGCUACGAAUUCUUGACUUAAGCCAAAACUGCCUGACAUCUUUACCUAAGGAAGUCAAACAUUUAACUUCUCUUACGGAGCUUGAUCUGACUGACAACAAUAUCUCUGCUCUUCCUUCAGAGCUGGGUUUACUGGAACCAAGUCUGCAGGCUUUGAGACUUGAUGGGAAUCCACUGAGAAGCAUUAGACGCCCAAUUUUGGAUAGAGGAACAAAAGCCAUUCUCAAUUAUCUGAAGGACAAAAUUCCAGAGCCAUAACUCAUUUUUUCCGGUUGCUGUUGUUUGAUGGUAUGUUAAUAUUUGAACCCCUCAAACCCACGUAAUGAUCCCUUUGUUGUUCCAUUUUAAUUUUAUUUUUUUCCCCGAGCAAAACUUGGGAGCAAUGCUGGGUAAUGUGUAAAUUGGUCUAACACUUGAGUGAUUUGUAAAGAUGAUUGUUUCGUCUUUCACUACAAUUACAUCAUGCAACUUACAUGAAA
Dioscorea cayenensis subsp. rotundata (Guinea yam) is the source of this 2112-nucleotide messenger RNA. Its product is annotated as plant intracellular Ras-group-related LRR protein 6. Lineage: Eukaryota; Viridiplantae; Streptophyta; Magnoliopsida; Dioscoreales; Dioscoreaceae. Gene Ontology annotation, molecular function: protein binding. The record is from RefSeq and is a predicted model, not a curated record.